UCCGGUUUCAAUCAUGUCUUCCGUUUCCACUAUUUCACUCAGAUGCAAUUUGAUUAUUUAUUUAUGCAUCCCAUUGUUUGUCGGUGAUCAAGUGCGGUGUCUUUAAUGUUUAUUGUGAAAUGAUUGAUUAAAAACAGCAACAAUGCCGGAAAACGGCAACGGCGUUGACCCUGUGGACCAGGGGACAAUUGUCAUGCUGACCUUGAUCUUUCUCAUGGGGGCCACCGCCUCCUUCUGGUUCGCGUGUAACUGGUUUGUGAAGCGGCGCCGGAAGAAAGGUGGCGAGGAGGAGCGAAGGACGGCCGCCAAGACGCGCCUAAAACAGACGUUUUCGCGGUUCUCACAGGUCGACGAGGAGUUGACCAUACAAAUAGACAAGUCGGAUGAAGAAAUUUUAAAAGAGUUCUCGUCAAACAACCGACCAUCACUUAUAAGCCCUGCCAGAAAGGGGGAGAAAUCUACGUCAAGAGACAGCAGACAGACGGACAAGAAAUAUCUGGAGACGGACUUGUGAUUUUGAUCCAUGUGUACUCGUGUUUCAUUCAUUCAUGUCAUAUACGUUUGCAAACAUAUUGUUUAUGACAUGUCUCCACAAUAGUAUAAUUGUAAUGAGCAAAAUAAAGCAAAUUUUCACGCGUUCUCACACUUGCAGGCAUGUUGUAUAUAGAGUUCCUUAUAUAGACAAUGACAUUAGUAUUUGUCUGACGUAAAAAGACAAAACAACUGCCUUUCUUAGGAAGUACUCUUAAUACUAUAUGGGACGCUGUAUAUACGUCAUCAUAAUCAUUCCACCAAUAUGCAAUUACGCAUACAUGUGCUAUGCUAAGUGACUGAUAUUUAAGAGCUACAAGUAUAGUCUACCAUUGCAGCUCUUGAACUUUGAAGCAAUUCAUAGGAUUGAUGUCACUUACGUAAACACGGAUAUAAUUAGUGUACAUACUAUUGGUAUGAUCUUUAUCGCAUAUAUUUGCAUUAGCCAAUAACAUCUAGAUUUGUAUAUUAUGUUCAAAGUUCAAUUAAAAAGCGCUUAAAGUA
Molecule: messenger RNA, 1035 nt
Organism: Mya arenaria
Lineage: Eukaryota; Metazoa; Mollusca; Bivalvia; Myida; Myidae
Exons: 3
Coding region: 143-514 (123 amino acids)
Source: RefSeq, a predicted model, not a curated record